AUGGUCAAGAACGUACGCAUUACUUACCGCCGUCGGCACUCAUAUGCCACCAAGUCCAACAGCAUCAGGGCUGUUAAGACUCCUGGUGGCAAGCUUGUUGCUCAAUACCGCAAUAAACGCGCAGCUGGCCCCAAGUGCGGAGACUGCAAACAGACGCUUAAAGGUAUCAAGCACCUGCAGUCGAAGCAGUACAAGAACAUUAGCAAAACGCAACGCACUGUGUCUCGCGCCUACGGUGGCUCGCGUUGCGCUCUGUGCGUGCGUCAGCGCAUCGUGCGUGCGUUUUUGAUUGAAGAACAAAAGAUCGUCAAGAAGGUGCUGAUGGAGAAGCUUAGGAAGAGCAAGUCGGCUUAA
Messenger RNA from Plasmopara halstedii, 354 nucleotides. RefSeq names its product 60s ribosomal protein l34-b. Gene Ontology annotation, molecular function: structural constituent of ribosome. NCBI's taxonomy places the organism in Eukaryota, Oomycota, Peronosporomycetes, Peronosporales, Peronosporaceae. The transcript is spliced from 2 exons. Gene Ontology annotation, cellular component: ribosome; cytosolic large ribosomal subunit. Gene Ontology annotation, biological process: ribosome biogenesis; translation. The record is from RefSeq and is a predicted model, not a curated record. Bases 1 to 354 code for a protein of 117 amino acids.